Molecule: messenger RNA, 849 nt
Organism: Hibiscus syriacus
Lineage: Eukaryota; Viridiplantae; Streptophyta; Magnoliopsida; Malvales; Malvaceae
Product: germin-like protein subfamily 1 member 16
Exons: 2
Coding region: 65-727 (220 amino acids)
Cellular component (GO): cell wall
Molecular function (GO): manganese ion binding
Source: RefSeq, a predicted model, not a curated record
AAAGUUCCUCAAUAUUCUCCAAAGCAAUAGCAAACAAGAAGUUAAUCACUUCUGCUAUAUCAUAAUGAAAGGAAUUCAUUCCAUUCUUAUAGCUUUCAGCCUCUUGGCUUUGGCUUGCUCAUUGGCCUCAGCGUAUGAUCCCAGUCCUCUCCAGGAUUUCUGUGUUGCUGUCAAGGACAUCAAAAAUGGAGUGUUUGUAAACGGUAAAUUCUGCAAAGACCCAAAGCUUGCAGUUGCAGAAGAUUUCUUUUUUUCAGGCCUAAACAAGCCGGGGAACACAGCUAAUCUAGUUGGAUCAAAUGUCACUAUGGUCAAUGUUGAUGCAUUACCAGGACUUAACACUCUCGGCAUAUCUCUGGUUCGAAUCGACUAUGCGCCUAAUGGCGUUAACCCUCCUCACACUCACCCUCGAGGAUCUGAGAUCUUACUUCUUGUCCAAGGCACACUUCUUGUCGGCUUCGUUACAUCGAACACGGACAACCGUCUCUUCACGAAAAUAUUAAACCCCGGAGAUGUUUUUGUUUUCCCAUUCGGUAUGAUUCAUUUCCAGUUCAACAUAGGGAAAACUGCGGCGGUCGCCUUUGCUGGUCUCAGCAGCCAAAAUGCUGGGGUUAUCACCAUUGCUAAUGCAGUGUUUGGCUCAAACCCACCGAUCAACCCAGAUGUUCUCACCAAGGCCUUCCAAUUGGACAAGAAUACGGUUAAGUAUCUCCAGUCUCGGUUCUGAUCGGACUAAAAAGUACUGUAAGAGCUAAAUCAAAACCUCAGAAGUUUGUUUGAAAUAAUGUUGUGGUGUUAUUGGUGUCGUAGUGUCCUACGUGCUAUUAUAUAAUGAAUUAGCUGUUAUUG